Vigna angularis (adzuki bean) is the source of this 2044-nucleotide messenger RNA. RefSeq lists its product as uncharacterized. The record is from RefSeq and is a predicted model, not a curated record. NCBI's taxonomy places the organism in Eukaryota, Viridiplantae, Streptophyta, Magnoliopsida, Fabales, Fabaceae. Bases 268 to 1539 code for a protein of 423 amino acids. The transcript has 4 exons.
CCAGAGCCCCAACAUUAUUAGCACAGCUAUUUGGCCAAAGAGACAGACAAGGGACACAGGUGUCAUUAUCAGGAACCUCAACCCCAUUUCUGCAAUUCCAUUCAACCUCCUCCACUUCUAACUUAGUUCUCCUUACACUUGCAUCAUCACCAACACUUACACACACAAAGUGCAGGAGCAAACACCAACACUAUCACCACCUUCAGGAACAGGAGGAAGAAACAUACCCUUUUGCUCUGUGAAGCCAAAGUUGCUCUUUUUUCUCAAAUGGGGACGCGAAUCCCUUCUCACCAGCUCAGCAGUGGUCUAUAUGUGUCGGGUCGACCCGAACAGCCGAAAGACCGCCCGCCGACAAUGACCUCACGCUCCGUACCGUACACCGGCGGUGACCCAAAGAAGUCUGGCGAGCUGGGAAAAAUGUUAGAAAUCCCCGGUGUUGAUCAGAAGCCGUCGCGGCCGUCAUCCGGGUCGGUGAGAUCCGGGCCGAACUCGGGCCCCGCAGUGGGGAGGCUUAGCGGGUCGGGGCCCAUGUCGAGGAAGUCGUCUGGGUCGGGUCCGAUAGCGCUGCAGCCGACGGGCCUGAUAACGUCGGGUCCGGUGGGAUCCGGCCCGGUUGGGAGUCGGCGGUCGGGGCAGCUGGAGCAACCGUCUGCAGCAGCGUCGGCAGGGAAGACAGUAUAUGGGUCGGCGGUGACGAGUCUGAACGAGGAGGUGAAGGUGGGGUUCAAAGUGUCAAGGGCGGUGGUUUGGGUGUUCAUGGUGGUGGUGGCAAUGUGUUUGCUCGUUGGGGUGUUUCUCGUGGUGGCAGUGAAGAAAGCUGUGAUCUUGGUGGCUCUCGGAGCGGUUAUUGUGCCCGUGGUGGUCUUGAUCUCUUGGAAUUGCGUUUGGGGGAGACGAGGGCUUUUAGGGUUUGUGAAAAGGUACCCUGAUGCUGAGCUUAGAGGCGCCAUUGAUGGACAGUACGUUAAGGUUACGGGGGUUGUAACAUGUGGCAGCAUUCCUUUGGAGUCAUCCUACCAAAGAAUACCGAGAUGUGUGUAUGUCUCCACCGAAUUAUAUGAGUACAAAGGAUUGGGUGGAAAAUCAGCAAAUCCUAAACAUAGUUGCUUUACUUGGGGUUCUAGAUACUCUGAGAAAUAUGUAGCGGAUUUCUAUGUAUCAGACUUUCAGUCUGGAUUAAGAGCAUUGGUAAAAGCAGGCUACAGUGCCAAGGUUGCUCCUUUUGUGGAACCAAAUACUGUGGUUGAUGUAACAAAGGAUAACAAAGAGUUGUCUCCUAAUUUCUUAGGCUGGCUUGCGGACCGCAAGCUCUCUAGCGAUGACAGGAUCAUGCGCCUCAAGGAAGGGUACAUCAAAGAAGGUAGCACCGUAAGUGUGAUGGGAGUUGUUCAACGACACGAUAAUGUGCUCAUGAUUGUGCCUUCAGCCGAGCCUGUCUCAACAGGGUGCCAGUGGAUCCGCUGCCUUUUGCCAACCUAUGCUGAAGGGCUUAUCUUGACAUGCGAAGAUAAUCAAAAUGCUGAUGUCAUUCCUGUUUAGUUUUUCCUUUUGCUUGCAGAUCAGUGUGACACACUUCUGAAAUGACAAAACUGAUGGGGAAAUCCUACACUAAGUAAUCGAAGUACUUUCCAAUUACUGGUUUUUGUGUAAAAUGGCUUGCAAGAUUAUUCUAAGAGCACUACUAAAAUUGUCAUGAUAAUCAGAAGAUUUGAUUGAUAUGACGCAAGGAUUUACCAGUCCAACUACAAUCACUUUGAGAAGGUCAGUCAUCGGUCAAUGUAUCCACGAAGUUGGGUUGUACUUUUUCUGCUUAUAUAUGUACAUAGCUAGAGGAGCCCGAAGGGGUUCAGAGUAGUUGUGUUCUUAUGUUUGAGCUAAUUCUAGCCGGAAUGUAGCUAAAUUUUAUUUGUCAAGUUUCGUUAACUUGUAUUACUAAGUCGAUAUGUUGUAUCCUGCCUAUGUUAGUAGUUGUAAAAAUCGAAAACCAUCCAUGUUACUGUGUAAAUGUUGAUUAAAAUCAAGUUAAAAUGCGCUUUACAUUUCA